This is a messenger RNA of Phoenix dactylifera (date palm), 2132 nucleotides long. Its product is annotated as Pentatricopeptide repeat (PPR) superfamily protein. NCBI's taxonomy places the organism in Eukaryota, Viridiplantae, Streptophyta, Magnoliopsida, Arecales, Arecaceae. Gene Ontology annotation, molecular function: mRNA binding; protein binding. The record is from RefSeq and is a predicted model, not a curated record.
UUUGAUAAAGAAAAAUAAAGAGGAAAAACUCUCUAAAAUCCCUAGCGGCAGCCAAUGCCCUCCCUCCUCCGCUCCUCCAUCGCCACUCGCUCCUACGUUCUCUUCCUUCGCGUCUCCUCCCACUCCUUCUCCUCCUCCUCCUCCUCUUCCUCUCCUUCGCCACCCCUCGACCACGAGACCGUCCUCGAGACCCUCUCCAGCUACGCCAACGACUGGCCCCGCGCCCUCGACUUCUUCCACUGGGCCGGCGGCGGCGGCGGCUUCUCCCACACCCCCGCCACCCUCGCCCGCGCCGUCGACAUCCUCGGCAAGCACUUCGAGUUCUCCCACGCCUGGUCCCUCCUCUCCUCCCACCAUCCGAACCCCUCCUCCUCCUCUUCCUCCUCUCCCGACGCCCUCCGCCCCGCCUUCCGCGCCCUCUUCAACCGCCUCGCCGCGGCCCGCCUCAUCCCCGACGCCCUCGCUGCCCUCCGCCGCGCCGCCGACGACUUCGGCCUCCGCGACCGCGCCACCUUCCACCUCCUCAUCGACGCCCUCUGCGACCACCGCCUCGUCCCCGAGGCCGAGGACCUCUGCCUCCGCUCCUCCGCUCCCUUCCCCCCCGACACCAAGACCUACAACCUCCUCCUCCGCGGCUGGCUCAAGAUGGGGUGGUGGGGCAAGUGCCGCGAGUUCUGGGACGACAUGGACCGGAAAGGCAUCGCGAAGGACCUCCAUUCCUACUCCAUCUACAUGGAUAUCCUCUCCAAGUCCGGCAAGCCGUGGAAGGCCGUCAAAUUGUACAAGGAGAUGAAGAAAAAAGGCAUCUUUUUGGACGUCGUAGCUUACAAUACUGUAAUUCAGGCGAUCGGGCUCUCGAAUGGGGUUGAUUUCUCGAUUCGUUUGUACAGGGAGAUGCUCGAUUUAGGGUGCCAGCCAAAUGUCGCAACAUUUAACACGAUCAUCAAGCUGUUGUGCAGAGAAGGGAGGUUCAGGGAGUCGUAUGCAUUUGUUGAUCAGAUGAGGAAGAAGGGCUGCGAGCCCAAUGUCAUCACUUACCACUGUUUCUUUCAGAAUUUGAAUAGGCCACAGGAGAUCCUCGGGCUGUUUGAUAAAAUGGUGAAGAGCGGGUGCCGGCCAAGGAUGGAGACAUAUGUGAUGCUGAUGAAGAAGUUCGGGAGGUGGGGGUUUCUCAGGCCAGUAUUUGUUGUUUGGAAGGCAAUGGAGGAGCAUGGGCAUAGUCCGGAUGCGUUUGCUUACAAUGCAUUGAUUGAUGCAUUGCUGCAAAAGGGAAUGAUUGAGAUGGCUCGGAAGUAUGAUGAGGAGAUGCUGGCGAAGGGGCUCGCGCCGAAGCCAAGGAAGGAGCUGGGGACUAAGGGACCCGGCAUGGAGUCUGAUGGUGAUAAUGCAUUGAGUGGUGUGUUUUGAGGAUGUGGGCAUGGUCUGUCAGACAUUCUGUGAAGGAAGGAAGAACUGCUGUGCAGUUUCAAAGAUCAAAGAGAUUGUCACUGCUAAUGUCUUGCAUUGUUCUUUAUUAUAUGGCAUCAAGGCUAUGAGCAAGAUGCCUUCUUUCGUUCUAAAUGAGGUCCUUUUGCCUGAUUGGAUUUUGCUUUUUCAAAGCAUCAAAGAAUUGUAUUGAGAAGACCCUCGUGAAGAAGGUUGGAAGGGUUAUGACACCCGAGAAUGAUGUUGAUAACAGCUGAUACAUUAUCCAAAGCAGAAUAACAAACUCAAAUAUAGAUAUGAGCACCUAGAGCCAGAUUAUUGCUCCUUUUGCCAUUUGGCAUGAUGGAACUUAUGGGACUGAGGAUCUGAACUACUUCCUUGUACAGAAAGAUCACCUAAAGAUUUUCAUCACGGUCUUCUGACUUGGCCUGCUUGCUUACCUGAAACAAGCAGAAUGUCUAUGAUUUUCCCUUUUUUUGCUGCAAAUGCCUAAGAUAUUCCUGAUAUAUGUUUUUGUCCUGUAGAAAGGUCAUGCGUUGCCACCUACAUACGUGAGCCAGUGACUGUUUUUUUUUUAAUUAAACUAUGUAUCACACCUUGCAUUUCAUUUGUUUUAUCCUUAAAAUUUAUGUAUGACAGUUUUGACAUGGUUCAUAAUUACUAUUCUGCAUCCAGAUAAUGUACCGAUAGUUACUCUUUUCUCAUGA